Messenger RNA from Homalodisca vitripennis (glassy-winged sharpshooter), 6258 nucleotides. RefSeq names its product transcriptional regulator ATRX homolog. The record is from RefSeq and is a predicted model, not a curated record. Lineage: Eukaryota; Metazoa; Arthropoda; Insecta; Hemiptera; Cicadellidae. Bases 99 to 1289 code for a protein of 396 amino acids. The transcript is spliced from 7 exons.
CAUCUGUUCUGUUCUGUUCUGUUUGGGAACGGAAUGGCGAGAUCAUCUGGUUGUAGAUGAGUAGUCAAGUGAAUACAUUUUGAUCUUGAUUUUCCAUCAUGGAAAUAUCAGAAGUUGUAAAUACUCAGCUUGCAUUUCCUGGACUUGUUGUAGGUUUAGUGUUAAUAUGUGCUGUGUUAGUUUUUGUAUUCGGUUUUAAGUCUGUAGAAGACUUUCCAUUUGAUAAACUAGCUACUGUAGCUGACGACCGGAAACCAGCUGGCAAGAAACGUAAAUUGAAGGACAAGAAAUCUCAGUCAAAUGGACAAGCCACGGUUGUCUCUGAAACCAAGCAGAAAAGUUCAGAAACCACAAGCAAUAAAAUAGUUGCAAGUAAAGCAAAACAGGCAGAGAAGUCACCAGCUAAAGAUGUGCCCAAGGCAACCAACAAGCAGGAGAAGAAACAUGGAAAACCUGAGAACUCUCCGGCCAAAGUAGCGCUGAAAGACACUAAGAACAUCAAAGAGACAAACAAGAUAGCAGAAGAUGGGCAGAAACAGGGGAAAAUAAAAGAGGCAGCAGGAAAACAGCAGAAAGACCAACAACAAAACAAGCAGACUAAGAGUAAAGGAAAAGAAAAUGUUGAAGUAAAGAAUAAGAAAAACACAGAGAAGACCAAGAAAAAAUCUGAAGAAAAACCUAAGGAUUUUGAUGAAGGAGAAUGGGAACAGGCCAUCUCUCGUAAGGAUAAAAAAAGCCGUAAGCCUGCAACUUCUGAUGAGGACACAAUGGCUGAGAAAUCUGGAAAGACAGAGGUGGCAAGUCCAGGAAAGAAAAAGAAGUCGAAGGCAGGUGGAGAUUCUGUGCCCCCAGCAGAAUCUGAAACCUCUUCUCCUCCUCCACCUGCCACCACUCCUUCACCCUCAGCAGAUGUCCCGGAACCCCUCAAGGAAGCCAAACCUGUAAAGAAGGAAAAGGAACAAAAGAAGGAGAAAGCUAAGCCUGUAGAAGAACCUUCACUUACUGAAAGUGCUGCUGCCAAUGUUGAGUCUGAAGCAGAAAGUAAAGUGGCUAAGAAAAAGAAGAAGAAAUCAGCAGCCAAAGAAAAUGUAGAAUCUGCUCCACCAGCUAUUGAGGAAAAGGCAGUGGUGGAGGAGCCUGUGCCACCUAAACCCAAGGCUGCUGAGCCUAAGAAAGCGGAAGAGCCCCAGGCUAUCAGCGGUGCUGUAUUCGAUGAACUGGGAGAUACUUGGAAGGAAGCCAAAACACAGAAAAAAGCGAGCAAGAAGAAAGUACGGAAAGCAGAAUGAGAAUGCAGCUGUGAUGGUGGGAGGGAGGCAGCUGGCAGGUGAUGAUGCGGGGGCCUCCCUCACGCAGGGAGGUGCGACUUCGCUCCGGGAACAUAACCGUCCCGGCUGUCCGAAUACAGACAUUGAGUUUCCUUUAUCAAGAAAAAUCGUUAUUUUUCUACAAGGAGUGUAAUAUUUGUAAUUGUAUAGUUACGCGGUGAAUGAGGGCGAGGUUAUAGGUUUGAUUAUUUCCAAUAUGUCUACAGUGUAGACACGGUAUGCAGAAGCAGCACGUUACCCUCUGUUCUGUUGGUAGCACUGGUGCUACUCUGCCUGAUCCGUCUUCUCCAGCCCACCCUUCACUACGCAGCAAUGGUCCACCAAACAUAAGCUCUCUGGUAAGAGUGACAUAAAAAACUCUGCCUAUCCUUGUGUUGUUUAUUCAGAUCCUAUGAUUUCCUAAAUUAAAUAUUAUUUUCACAAAAACAAAAAUAAAGAUUCUAACAGAUUAAGCACAGAUAUUGAGUAAAGAAAGUUAGUUUUUAUAUCAUAAAAAAUGAGAGUGGAAUAAUGUUUACAUUAAUCGUAAUUGAAGUAUAAAAGAUCUGAUUGAAGCAAUUACCCUGUCCCAUUCAUUUAAGAAAUCAACAAAAUACUACUCUUAUUACUGGCUUCUAGGUUUUUGGAAAGUGGGACAGAAGCAAUCAACAUAAGUAAAAAUUAAUUUAAAUGAAACACAAACUAUUAUAUAUUAAGGCCGACUAUUGCUGCUGUAGUAGACCACCUUUGCCUUGAAGUUCUGUGCCAAGUGAUCCAAACUUAUUUUUAUGCAUAAAAAGACAUUAUAUCGUCUUGUGAUAAAUAUUUUUACAAAUUCUAAAUCAUGUAUACAUAUUUAUUAUAUACACAAAAAUCGUUGUAUCAAUAUUUUGUUUGUGUUAGGAUUUUUUUGUAAACAAGUAGGGUAGAUCAUUGUGUUUGUUUUAAAUAGUUACGUUUUGUAAAGUAGGUGUGAUUAUGAAGUCUUCCUCUGGAAAUAAAUUUUUAUCUUAUUAUUUUGUAAUUUUACUGAUAUGUUUUAUAAUUUUGUUGGGAUUUUAUUUCACUGUUGUGUGUUAAACUCUACACGGGUUGUACUGUUAUCUUGUCAUUAUUUGUUUUAUUAUUGUUAUCAGAAGAUUUUCAUAUUUUAUUAUUUUUUAUUUCCCAUUGUUUCGUAUUUUCCCGUUAUUUAAUUCUAUCAAACUAGUGUUCAUGCAUAAUAAAUGCAUUUUUCAUAUGUAAUAUGAUAUAAUGAAUACAAUAGUACAAUCAAUUAAUUUUCAGGUGUAAGUUGAAUCUGAUGUUAUUGUUGAUAAUUUUUGCAUGUUGAAAUUAUUUAUUUACAGAGAUUAUGUUACUGUAGCAUUAUUUGUUUUUUUUUACUAUAUAAAAGGAUUUCAAUUUGUAUCAAAUUAUUAGAUUAAUUACUUGUUGUGAAUUAUUAUAAACUGUUAAAAUAUUCCAGGAUGUUUUGUUGUUAUAUCUCUAUUUAUUGCUUUACUUUGAAGAUAUGUUGUUUUCAACUUUUAAGUGUUUUUAAACAGAUUGCCAGAUUAUGAUGUGUUUAUGUAGGAUUUGACAAUUCAAGGAGUCAUCCCAAGUGUACGAUAAUGGCAAAUUAAAGGCUGCAUGCAUGAAAUACUGAACCUUCUCUGUAUGCUAUUAGGAGACUGAUGAAUUCAUAAGCACAUUCUGCGCUAUGGUGUCUAAUUGUUAUAAUCAGUGCUAAUGACCAUAUCUAUUUUUGAACAAGUUUACAUCAUUUUCAAUUCUAAUUAUGAUGAAAUAAAAUCAUUAUUACACAAUUUAUCCCAGUGUCUUGAAUUUUAAUCUUGUAGAAUAUUUUAUUUGAGCUGGUUAGAAUGAAGUAUAUCAUAUUAAAAACAUGUAAAGCAAAACCUCCAUUUUAAUUCAAAUUAUAUACUUUAUGUGUUGAUGAACUGCUUUGAUUUGAUUGUUCCAUUAAUGUUUUACUGGUUUUAGUUUUUUAAUAUAAAGAAUAAAAUAUAAAAAAAUUAAAAACUGAUAAUAACUGACAUCACCAUAUGAUACUAUAAAGUGUGAUAGCUGUACAAACUGCUUAAAUACAGACCAAUGUAGACAAAACAUAUUUUUAAAGCAUACUUUAUAGUGUCACAGUCCAUUAGAGAGAUUAAAUGUUCAUAACGUGAAAAGCUUUCAUGACUAUCUUAUAGUUGUUAUUUUCAGAUUGCAAUACCCCUAGUUUUUGUGAAUGAUUAAACAAAUAUGUAUUCUUUGAUAUUAAUUUGUAAUUUAAGUUGUAUUGACUAUGUAGCAGCUUUUGUUAUUAUUGUCUAGCAAUGAUUGGAUUGGAAGAAUGACGUGUGACGCGUUUUGUCUAUGUGAAUUCCAUUAUAGUGUGUGUUAUCUACUAGUUAAUUUGUUUUCUUAUCUUUUUUUAUAAUACAAUUGUGUUUAAAAAUUUGUCAAUGACUACAAAAUUAUCCAAUAGAGUUAUAAAUUAAAAGGUUUUAUUUGAAAUGACAUGAUUUAUUUACAGCAGAGUCUAGCUAAUCCAAACUAGAUAGGAAUGUUACUUGUUAAGUUCACUGGAAAUAUGGAUUAAAUAGAGGAGCAUGUUUAACCCUAUAACUGGCUGUCAUUUUUUCCUGUAGUGUCAGGUCAUUUUAGAGCAUUAUGUAAAGUUUUUUUUAUCUACUACAUCCAAAUGAGGAGCUAUAUAUAUAUAUAUAUAUAUAUAUAUAUAUAUAUACUGUAUAAACUGUAUUGAUCAACAAAAUGUUAGUUAAUUAGCGAUACUAAGAGUUAUCACAACUGUAAAAUAAGUUUUUGGUAGGUAAGAAACCAUUUCUUUCGAGAGGAAGAAGCCUAGAAAACCUUCAUUGCACUACAGUCAGAAAGUUGUUCCUAACAGCUUCGAGUGUCACCAGAUAUUCUGGAUGGAGUGGAAAGGACUGAAUUCUAAAGAACGACCUUCUAAAUUGUGAGGAUACGGGGGAUAGCAGGGAGCUCUCUGCCAAUGUUACCAUGGAAGAACGUAAGGCUAGCACAGUUCCAAUCUCUACCAGUUGUAAUAGGCAGGGGGAUAGAUAUCUCCCAUUAGUCUACUUUUGGCACUGAGGAGGAAGUCUUACCCACUCCUGCAAUUAAUUAGACCAUUGUAUCAUGAUGCCUUACCUCAGCAUUUGCGGUUACUACCGACUUGCCAUACAUUGUCUAUGUGUAACUGGCAACAUCAAUGUUUGGUUCAACUGGCAGUCAGGAGUGGGUUUUUUUAUGGCUUAAUCAUAAUAAUUGCUAGUUCAGUUUAUAUAGGGUGUCUCUAUUCAUAUAUACAAAUGACAGUUUCACUAAAUGAAACCAAGGCCUUGAUAAAAUGAUUUGCAUGAUUGAAUGAAAUGAAUUGAACCAAACGAUCACUGAAACUACCAAAAGGGUACACAACGAUGCAGGGAGCUAAUGACAAAACAUCUGUGACAAAGAAGAUUGCUGUAGAAAAGAUUAAAUUUUAAUAUUGAUCUUACUAAAGGGAUUUAAACUUUUUCUGUUAAUAUUACAAAAAGGGCAGCAAAUUAAUUUUUAAGUUUAGAAUUUAUUUCAUGGUCAUUGGAAAAGUGGAUAUAACUGUGUUCUGAGAUCUGUAUUUUGACUACUCAUUUUCUAAACAUGAAUUGAAAUUGCUAUUAUAAUUUAAGCUGCAAAUAAUUGUAAGUUUAUUAUUAUAAUAGUUGGAGCUUUAAGCACUGUCUUCUAGUUAAUAUAUAGACUCGAAAUUUUGAUAAAAUGCUUCUAGUAUGAUCAAAUGCAUUAGGGUGAACACAACAAGUAUAUCUCUCCUGUAGAAUUAGCUUACAGUAUACUUAGUUGAAAUUUGUUUAUGAACUUUUAGCUGUUCAUAUUAACAAUUCUGGAUUUACUAAGUUUGGAUAAGCAAGACUCGACUGUAUUUGAAGUGUAAUUUGUUUUCUUCCCAUGUUGCUAAUUACUUAUUGUAAAAUAUUUUGGCCUUUAUAUUUAAUAAUAUGAAUGCUACUGUAUAUUUUCAGUACAAAUUUUUUAGUGAGAUUCAAAAAUUUAUUAUAAAAGUUGUUAACCUCUUUUAAUAUUCUCAGUACAAAUGUGUUAGUAAGAUCCAAGAAUGCCAAUUGAAGUUAUAAAGAUGAAAAUUGCCAUACUAUCUAAGAUGAAUGCACAUGUAAGGUAGUGGUAACAUUGUUGUCUUGCUUUGUGUAGUUAUGCGCAUACUCCCUGGACAUAACAUGUCAUCCUGCAGUUCAAACCUGGCCUGUAGUGUGUCCAUGUCAGUUGUUGGCUAUGUACAGUGAAUAAUAAACCAUUAUUUAUUUAUCGUGACUUGAUUAUUUAUAGAAAUAUGACAACCUGAAAAACUAAAUUGUACUAAAGAACCUGAUUGGAAAAUCAAACAUUUUAAGUGUUUGCAAAUCAGUUAUUUAAAACUAAAUUUUUGAGGUUGGCUGCAAUACUGUGGUCAAAUAUACAUUUUUAUCAGAAUCUAAUUGUAAAAAGAAAGAAUUAAAAAUAGUCUGAAAUGGUUUGAAUGUGCCAUUUGAAACCUGAAUGUUAAUGGAAUAUUUGUUCGUGCAAUUGUGUUUUGUGCUUUGUUUAUUUUGACCUUUUACAUUCCCUUUUUUGUUGAGUUUGCCAACAUUGUUUGUACAGAUAACAUAAUGCUAAUUUUAAGAUGUAAUCUGUAUAAAUUUAUUAUUUAUUUUAAGUUCCUCAUUUCUACUUUAGUUUUUAACCUUUUAAACAACUGAAGAAUGUUUGCAUAUCAAAAGUUAUUAACCCACAGGAAGCAUAACCUUUGGUUUGUCUUUUCUGUUGUAGUUUUUUUAGAUUAGUGUUUUUUUAAUUAAUUUAUUAUUUUUUAGAAAUAGUGUUUGGUUGCAAUGGUCAAAGGGCAAAAUGAAUUAUAAUAGUUUAUAAAUAAACUUUUGUGUUUUUA